This is a messenger RNA of Tribolium madens (black flour beetle), 2393 nucleotides long. RefSeq names its product protein germ cell-less. The record is from RefSeq and is a predicted model, not a curated record. The coding region runs from base 429 to 1877 and encodes 482 amino acids. NCBI's taxonomy places the organism in Eukaryota, Metazoa, Arthropoda, Insecta, Coleoptera, Tenebrionidae. Gene Ontology annotation, molecular function: protein binding. Gene Ontology annotation, biological process: germ cell development. The transcript has 7 exons.
AUAAAGAAGAGAGUGAUUGUACCGAUAAUCAGUGGUGUUGCAGUUAUCAAGUGUCAUAAUUGGGGCAAUAUUUGUGCUAAUUGGUACAUAAUGGUACAAUAAAACGCAUAUUUAGCUUAAAAAUUAUUGUGAGUCACUGCAAUAACGCAGAGUUGUCCCAAUUGGGUCACAGUUGAGUUUGAGUCUUUUACGUAUCGAUGACCGUUACUCGACGAGUCGCACAUGUUAUAAACAAUUACAAAAAAGAGAAAGUUUUCUGCACAUUUUAUUAUUGUUGGAGAGUGUCGUGGGUUGACAGCAAUAAGUGAUGAACGUUUUCAAGUUUUUUUGACUGUUUUUUACAAGUUUGGUGGUAGUGAACCAACUGCGAUGGUAGUUAUAACCAAAAUUUAACAAACAGGGAACCUUUGUGGUGACUACGUCGUACCAUGGGGCUGAUUUAUUCCAGUAGUAGUAUAGUGGAUAAUGUAACAAAUUAUAUUUCUGGGAGGAAGCGGAAGUAUUCGGAUUCUGAAGACGAUGAAGUUAACAAAGUUAUAGACAUUGCUUUACACACACCAAAAAGGAAAAAGCUUGUGAGUACUGCACAAUAUAUUUAUCAGGCGUUAUUCGAAGAGGGAAAAAAUUCGGACAUAACAGUAUGUGCCUUGGGAGAAGAAUUCUAUUUACACAAGAUUUACCUUUGUCAGAGUCCUUACUUUGCUAGCAUGUUUGGGGGCUCGUGGCUGGAAGCUACCAAAAAAUACAUUCAUAUUGAUGUAGUGGAUCCACUUAUUACAAUUGACUCCCUGAAAGUGGUAUUUGGAUCCUUGUAUAACUGUGAGAUUACUCUUAAUCCAUUGCAAAUUGUUUCAACGUUGGCAACAGCUACAAUGUUUCAACUGGAUGGAUUAAUUGAAAAGUGUACGGAAGUGAUGUUAGAAACAAUAAAUCCAAAGUCUUCUUUGGAGUACUAUAAUGCGGCAUGUCAAUACGGUGAUAAGAAAUUGCAAGAUGUGUGCUUUAAAUGGUUUUUAGUAAAUUUAAUGACGUAUUACUUUAGUCAUCCCGUAGUUAAUUUAAAAAGCAUUCCUAUACCUCUUAUGACGAAGCUUGUAGCACAUCCGGAUUUAUUUGUGAUGCAGACUGAAUAUUCCAUUUAUGUAUUACUAAAGUAUUGGGUUUACAUACUUACACAUCCGGAAAUCGGCGACGAGACUCCAAGUAGUAAAGAAGUCAACAAUUUUUUCUGUUCGAGAAAAAACGAGAUGCCAUAUCUUUUGACUGACGAGGGACGAAAAUUUGUGCCAGUUUUUCAAGGUCUUCGAAUACCAAACUUAAUUUCACACCAAAUGGACGUAGAAUUAGUUCUUCACGAUAAUAUUAUACCCCGCAGUUGGCUGAAUCCGGUCGUUUUGCAGCAGUGGAAACAGGUUUUGAGGGUUAACCAAAAUGACGAUAAAGGCCCUAGCGAAGUUUCAAAUGAAAUAUUCCUAGAAACUAGUCUAAGGUGUGGGAGGAUUUUGAUGGUAAAUGAACGGCAUGUGUGGAGAUGGACUGGAUUCCAUUUUGGAAUGGAUUUACUCAUGAUGACUGAUGGUUACACCGUUUCAGUCAAAAGAAACCACAGGUCUGAAUUUGAGCAACUGUUAAGCUUCCAAACUACAAGACAUAUAGCCAUCAGGGUAACUGUUGUAAAAUUAAACGAACAAAGGCAGAUAGUUUACUCCAAACAAUCAGAAAUCUUAAAACUGAGCCUUGCAAAAGGAGAAGAGGUCCAAAUAAUGGCGCUGGACAAAGACUUAGAGUACCCUAUCAUCAUAUCAGCUAAUAUACUGUACACAUCUCCUGACUCACAGGAAAUAAAUCAAGAGGAAGUUGUGCAAACUGUCUCCUAAUUGUUUUUAAAAACUCGCUCGUGACCUUACUUUGCGUCUGCAUUUCUUUAAAAUAGCAACUAUUUUGUUAUGUACAGUAUUUGUUAUGUAGUGGGAUUAGCAUGAAGAGAUUUUCUGUUCUUGCAUGAGGGUAAAAUUCAAUAAUUCCGAACAAGAUUCAACUUAUUUACAAAUGAAACUUUAAAAUCAAAAUAUAUUGCAAUAUUUUUGAUUUUAAACUUUAUUCUAUUUAUAUUGAAGGGUUUUCGUGAUCAGUUUCAGUUUGGCUAAUAAAAAUAUAUAAUUCGAUUUACUAAUUUAAAACUGUUAUUUUUUUAAACAAGGAGAUUAAAUUGGGUAUUUUUAUGUAUAGUACCUAUUUAGGAUUAUUUAAAAGGUUUAUAACAGUUACCAUUUGUUACUUUUUCUAAGUAAAAUAUUUAACAAACUUUCUACACCUAAUUUUAAGAUGUGAAAGUGCUCUUAUUAACACACUAGUCACUAAGCUUGUCAUCCAGAAUAAACGGUGUAUUAUAA